Molecule: messenger RNA, 3656 nt
Organism: Bombus impatiens (common eastern bumble bee)
Lineage: Eukaryota; Metazoa; Arthropoda; Insecta; Hymenoptera; Apidae
Gene: Nep2
Product: neprilysin-2
Exons: 10
Coding region: 1-2445 (814 amino acids)
Biological process (GO): protein processing
Cellular component (GO): plasma membrane
Molecular function (GO): metalloendopeptidase activity
Source: RefSeq, a predicted model, not a curated record
AUGAAUCCCGAGCAACCAGACUUUUCCAACGCAAGAACGCUACAUUUCCGUACUCACGAUGACGGUGAUAACGUCAAAGAAGAAAGCGUUCGGUCGGACCGAGGAAACAUCUUCGACAACGUUUACAAAAUGACUACUAUAGAUAGAAAUCCAACGUGGUGGAAGAGGAGAUCGACGUUGGAACGCGGGCUAACCGUGAUAGCAGUUUGCGGAGUGCUUUUAUGCAUCGCGUUGGCUGUUGCACUUGGUGUUCUGGCUGCGAACACCGCAACCUGCGACGCGUCAUCCAGAAACGAUCCUGUUAACUCAGAGGGAUUACCAUCCACAGCCGAUGCCCUAAAUGGAUAUCAACGGAACAAAGGCGUUCAUGUCAUUGACAAAGGAUCCGGCUGUGACGAGGACGUAUGUUACACGAAAGAAUGUAUCCAUACGGCCGCUAGAUUGUUGAAGAACAUGGAUUCCGAGGUAGAACCGUGCGACGACUUUUACGAUUUCGCUUGCGGUGGUUUUCUCAAGUCUACCAUCAUCCCGGAUGACAAGACCAGCGUAAACACGUUCACUGAAAUUAGCGACGAGCUGCAGAACCAGCUAAGAGCCAGUAUCGAGGAGAAAAGUUCACCGGAUGAACCGAAACCGUUCAGACUCGCCAAGAAUUUAUACAAGGCUUGCAUGAACAAGACUGUCAUCGAGCAGCAAGGUUUAGACCCUUUGCUCAACAUUUUGCAAAAACUCGGUGGCUGGCCUGUGUUGGAAGGUGACCAGUGGAACGAAAAUGAGUUUAACUGGAAGGAGUCGGUGUACAAAUUCCGCGAGAUGGGUUACUCUGUCGACUACUUUAUAGAUUUCAGUAUCGGCGUUGAUCUGAAAAACAGCACGAAACGAACAAUCGACUUGGAUCAAGCAGCCCUUGGAUUAUCGCGCGAAUAUUUAUCCAAAGGUUUCGACGAUAAAAUCGUGCAAGCCUACUACAGCUACAUGGUCGAUAUCGCGGUAAUUCUUGGAGCGAAUAAAACCGAUGCAAAAACUGAAUUGAAGGAGUCGUUGGAAUUUGAGAUGAAACUUGCCAAUAUUUCUUUGCCGAAUGAAAAACGUCGCAACGCUACUCUGCUCUACAAUCCCAUGACGAUACGAGAGUUAUCCAAGACCUAUUCCAGUAUCCCGUGGAAGGAAUACUUCAACACUCUUCUGGCGACUAGUGCUCAAGUAGACGAAGAGGAAGUCGUGAUCGUCAGCGUUCCAAAUUACAUCACAAGCUUGGAAAAAUUAUUAGCCACCACACCGAAAAGAGUACAAGCUAACUACGUGAUGUGGAGAGCAGCCGCAUCUUCUGUAAGCUAUCUGACGGACGAAAUUCGCAAGAGACAACUGCAAUAUUCCACGGCGUUAAGCGGAAAAACGGAGAGAGAACCCAGAUGGAAGGAGUGCAUCGAUACAGUUUCCAGUAGCUUGGCCAUAAGCGUCGGCGCGAUGUACGUUAGGAAAUACUUCAAAGAGGAUGCCAAGAAAAACGCUGUAGACAUGGUGGCUGAUAUUAGGCAAGAAUUCACUAAGAUACUCAAAAAGGUCGAUUGGAUGGACGAAGAAACGAGAAAGAGCGCUCUGAACAAAGCAGCCAGCAUGUCCAGUCACAUCGCCUACCCCGACGAAUUACUGGACGACAAGAAACUGGAGAAAUUUUACGAGAAACUGGAAUUAACGACAGAUAAUUACCUAGAAGGUAUCUUAAAUCUGACUUUAUUCGGGGUCGAGUAUUCUUUCAGUAAACUGAGAAAACCUGUGAACAAGACCGACUGGGUAACUCACGGAAGACCCGCCAUCGUUAAUGCUUUUUAUUCGUCCAUCGAGAAUAGUAUACAAUUUCCCGCUGGUAUCUUGCAAGGUGCUUUCUUUAGUAACGAUCGACCAAGGUACAUGAAUUAUGGCGCUAUCGGUUUCGUUAUUGGCCACGAAAUAACGCAUGGCUUCGAUGAUCAGGGCAGGCAAUUCGAUAAAAACGGAAAUCUGGUCGACUGGUGGGCACCACAAACAAAAGAAAAGUAUCUGGAGAAAGCAGAGUGUAUUAUUCACCAAUACGGCAACUAUACCGUGGAAGAUGUUAACUUGAACUUAAAUGGUAUCAAUACUCAAGGUGAGAAUAUCGCCGACAACGGAGGAAUAAAAGAAGCCUAUUUAGCAUAUCAAGAAUGGGUACAAAGAAAUCAUGCGGAGCCAAAAUUGCCAGGACUCCCUUAUAGUCCUGAACAAUUGUUCUGGAUCAGUGCAGCGAACACUUGGUGUAGUAAGUACAGGCCGGAAGCGAUGAAACUUCGCAUUACCACUGGUUUCCACAGCCCUGGUAAAUUCCGUGUUCUGGGGCCACUUUCCAACAUGGAGGAGUUCUCGAAGGAUUUCAACUGCCCUCUUGGCUCGAAGAUGAAUCCCAAAAAGAAAUGCGCUGUUUGGUAAAGAUCAAUACAGUGCAAGAACAAUGAGAUAGCAGAAGUUAUAGCUAAUCGACAGCGAUGAAAUUUGUUCUUCAAAAUGUUAAAGAAGAAAUGAUUGAUCUGAAACAGCUUUCCUCUGGAAGUUUCGUUAGAAUUGACAAUCUGGUUCAGUCAGCGGAAACUGUUAGAAAUAAAAUUUGCGUGUAGCUCGGCGGAUCGUCGUAAAUCAUGAUGGGAUCUGCUUAAGGAAUAAAAGUGAAGGUGCUUCGGUAGCAGUGGAACUGAUGAAAUUCAAUUUAGAGGCACGAUCGUGCUCGAGAAAGAUCUCACUAAAGAUGCCCAAAGAGAUCCUCGUUCAUAAAUUGACUUGAAUUACAUGGUUACACAGUGCAUGUUACUAACAUUGUUCGCUAAUAUAUAAGUCCUUUUUUAUGAGAGAGACGUCCGAGUUCCGACUAGUAUUGUAAAUAAAGAAACCAGCGAGAAACGAGGCAGCGCGUCAUGAUGAUUUGAAAUUUUCUGUAAUUGCAUUCUGAGAAAUCGGAUAAGCGGGUGUUGUAGGUUUUGAAAUAUCGAAGAAAAAUGGAACGAAAAUGGACACGUUUAAACUGUGAUGAUUUUAUAGGAAACGACAAUAAAAUAGUGAAAACGGUCUUUCGAUUAAAACUGUAGGAUGACGCGCAAACAAAAAAAAAUAUAUAUAUAUAAUUGUAUUGUUAAUUAUAUUUUCAAAUGACAUUGUUUUACUGAUAUAUAUAUAUAUUUAUAUAUAUAUAUAUAUAUUAUUAAUAUAUAUAUUUAUAUAUAUGUAUGUAUUAAACGAUAAAGUUAAUACGUGCUUUUUUGCUAUCUGUAUGAUAUUCAUUAGGCUCCGUUGAGCAGCGUAAGGUUGUUCAUUAGAGUUACCAUUUCAAAGUACUUAGACAAUGUAGUAUUAAUCGUAGUUUUUAACGUACAGGUGACGAAUAAACACCUGUGUAAUUACUUUUGUACUAUUUUACUUUUGUUUUUGCAUCUAUGUAUCGCAUAAGCGUUUAUUUGUAUCGUAAUUUCUUUGUUUCUCGAUUUCAAUCACAACAUUACCGCGUGAGGAUCUAACACUUAGAGCCAGCGAUACUACUUAUAUUUAUUAUAAUAUCAUAUUAUUUUAAGUUUAAACAGUUUAAAUGUAUUCAGUUCAGGUUUAAAUGUAUCCAGUGUAUUUUUGUUGAAUAUAAAAUUUUUAGAAAAAUA